GCGCGGCACGUCACAUAAAAUGGACGGCGCACACGUAAAGGGGUCCUCCGCGUUGCGACUCGGCUCUUAAAAGGGUAAAAGCAUGGUUCUCGAGGUGCCGCUAAUCUUCGAACGCAAGCGAGUUAUUACCUACAGACUUUGAAAAGCAUUCGAGGGACGCGCCUACACCCGCCCUCGCAGUUUCCAGCGCUUGUCCCGUCCGUGGACCGGCGCCAUAUGUACCAUGGCCCUCGUGUCAGCUGAUUCCCGCAUCGCAGAACUUCUCACCGAGCUCCAUCAGCUGAUCAAACAAACGCAGGAAGAGCGUUCGAGGAGUGAGCACAACUUAGUGAACAUCCAGAAGACCCACGAGAGGAUGCAGACAGAGAACAAGAUCUCUCCCUAUUACCGGACAAAGCUGCGGGGCCUCUAUACAACCACCAAAGCUGACGCAGAGGCCGAGUGCAACAUCCUCCGGAAAGCCCUCGAUAAGAUUGCGGAAAUCAAGUCUCUGUUGGAAGAGAGGCGGAUCGCGGCCAAGAUCGCGGGCCUGUACAAUGACUCGGAGCCCCCGCGGAAGACCAUGCGCAGGGGGGUGCUGAUGACCCUGCUGCAGCAGUCGGCCAUGACCCUGCCGCUGUGGAUCGGGAAGCCUGGUGACAAGCCGCCCCCACUCUGCGGGGCCAUUCCGGCCUCUGGGGACUACGUGGCCAAACCUGGAGACAAGGUGGCUGCCCGGGUCAAGGCCGUGGAUGGGGAUGAGCAGUGGAUCCUGGCCGAGGUGGUCAGUUACAGCCAUGCCACCAACAAAUAUGAGUUCGAUGACACUGAUGAAGAGGCAAAGAGAGACACCCUGAGCCGGCGGCUCAUCAUCGGACCCGGAGCCUUAUUCCAGAAGGAGCAGCUCGUGCUGGCCCUGUAUCCCCAGACCACCUGCUUCUACCGUGCCCUGAUCCACACCCCCCCACAACGGCCCCAGGAUGACUAUUCGGUCCUGUUUGAAGACACUUCCUAUGCAGAUGGUUACUCCCCUCCCCUCAAUGUGGCCCAGAGGUACGUGGUGGCUUGUAAGGAGCCCAAGAAAAAGUGAUGCAGGCUGGCAGCCUCCUGCCACCUCACGGGGGCAUGCAACAAGACAUUAUGUGAAGAAAUAAAUGUUCUUCCCCUUU
Molecule: messenger RNA, 1148 nt
Organism: Myotis brandtii (Brandt's bat)
Lineage: Eukaryota; Metazoa; Chordata; Mammalia; Chiroptera; Vespertilionidae
Product: SAGA-associated factor 29 homolog
Cellular component (GO): SAGA complex
Source: RefSeq, a predicted model, not a curated record